Pecten maximus is the source of this 3098-nucleotide messenger RNA. Its product is annotated as leucine-rich repeat-containing protein 74A-like. Gene Ontology annotation, molecular function: calcium ion binding; protein binding. The record is from RefSeq and is a predicted model, not a curated record. Bases 367 to 2274 code for a protein of 635 amino acids. The transcript is spliced from 13 exons. Lineage: Eukaryota; Metazoa; Mollusca; Bivalvia; Pectinida; Pectinidae.
GAUUGUAAAACGUUGUCGAUAUAAGAAAUUCCAAACAAGUUGCCGACGGGCGUUCUCUCUUACGCUAUCAUAUAUUGGUAAUACCCAUUUAGUGUGUGGGUUGAACACAUCCAGGAAUAUUUCUCUAUCGCCAAAACGCGGAGUAAUUGCGUUACUGUGAAGUCAAUCAAGCAAAUCAGAUAGUAUAGACAAGGAAUGAAAGCCGUGAUAGGAUUAGCAUUCAUGUUACAAAGUGUGCGUAUAUCAAAUGAAAAGAAGAAAUCAACAGAAAUGGAUUUGAGAAGCAUCCACGUGUGAAUUCUGUAACCGACUAAUAGUGUAAAGGUUUGAUUGGUUUAGCGUUGAAUUGACCGGACGAUUACCAUCAUGGGAAAUUUGCAGUUCCAAACACAGGAGGGCAAUAUGGAUCCCGAUGACAGUGUAGGAGCGCCUGAUGGGUCCCAAUUAGCUGACAACCAACAUGGCAUAGGGCAAUAUAUAGAAACAGGAAAUUCAAACUUCAAAUCACCUGUUGCUUCAAGGGAAAGCUCAAACAUAGACCAGAAUCAGAAAAAUGAACUGAAAAACUCACCAGAGCCGCAAACGACACUGGAACCUCUGGGGAAUGGAAAACGGGAGGCUACCAAUGUCCAGAUAGGAAAGAGAAGUGCUACUUUGUUUCUUAGUUCUCAUUCAUUAAAGUUAAGCUCAAAACCUAAGGCAGGUGUCACAGCGAAAAAGCCAUCUACGGAAGGGAAAAUUCCGCCUCCGUCUAGAACGUCAUCAAAUAUAUCACAAUCAUCUAGUCAAAGGAAACAAACGAUUAAAAACUCUGUACACCCUGAUGAACUUAGUCAACUCAGGGUUAAAAAGGAAUUUACUUUUACUGGAUACGACAUUAUGGCUGAUGUGGAACCAGUUCCCGUGAUUCCGGAGGAAGAGCAGGUCUCUCACGAGAUCCGUAAAGCAUACACGGAAUCAUGUAAACAAAUAGGCGUUAUCCCUGUACGCUCUCUCAUACCACAACUUUGUAGCCCGGUCGUCCAACUCCGGUGUCGCUCCCUCGGUCCCAAGGGAGCUGAUGCAUUAGCUAUAGCGCUAGUCAACAAUCCAACAGUAACCAGCCUUGACCUGGAGGACAAUGGAAUUGGUGCUGAAGGAGCGAAAAGCCUUGCUGAAAUGCUUGACGUGAACCAUAAUAUCACCGACGUUAGCUUAGCUGAAAAUUUAAUAUCAAAGGAUGGUUUAAGUGCAAUAACAGAUAUGAUGAAGAACAAUUUUUACAUACAGUCUUUAGACUUAACAGGUAGUGGAUUCGUAGAUAGUGAUUCCUAUAUCGUAGCGGACUUACUAGAAAACAAUAAGAUCCUCCGGGAGCUGGUACUUAGUCAUAACCAGUUUGGUGAUAAGGGAGGAUAUCUCAUUGCUCAAGCUCUAGCCCUUAAUGAUACUUUACGGAUCAUUGAUCUCAGUUGGAACCACAUAAGAGGAGAGGGUGCUAAAUCUAUAGCUGCUUGUCUGCAGAAAAACAUCGGUCUAAGAAAAAUGGAUAUUUCUUGGAACGGAUUUACAACAGCAGAUUGCAUGAUAUUUGGUGUGACGCUGAAGGACAACACGACUCUGAAGGAGCUAGACAUAUCCAACAACCAGUUAGGAGAGAACGCCAUCGCCUACCUAAUGAAAGGGAUACAGAAAAAUGAUGGCCUAGAAAUUCUGAGAAUUGGAGGAAACCUUAUCAUCCCUAAAAUGGCAAUUGUAAUUUUGAAAACAAUAGAACAAUCAGAGACAUGCCGGGUUCAUACGUUGGAUAUGGGAGAUACAGAAGUUGACGAGGAAUUCUACACCAUAGCCGAUGAGAUGCAGGCGAAGGGAUCAUUCGAGGUAGCACAUGGUCCGGUCAUCAAACGAAGGGACCUCAAGGCAAAUUCCGCUGGGGCGAUUGAUGGGAACAUGGAUGCCGUGUAUGAACUGUUCAAGUACAUGAGCGACAAUAAUUACCGCGUCAUAGACCUUAUGAAAUGGCUUGACAAGGAUAACAGUAUGAGUAUCAGUCGGGAUGAAUUCAAGAAGGGAAUGAUUACAGCAGAAGUGCCUUUGACCGAACACCAGCUAGACAUUCUACUGGACAAACUUGAUGCGGAUGGCGACGGGGAAGUUGACUUUAAAGAACUGUUGCUAGGAGAACGAAUGUUCAGAAGAAAAAUGCGACAGAAAAAGGAAAGACUGAGGUCAACCAAACAGAAAGCUGCCAACUUACGGAAAAUUGUGCUGGCGGCUAUCAAGGAAAAACCAUAGUCAAAUCUAUACUAAAUUUAACUCGAUACUCAGUCGUUACCAUCGAAGCUUUCUAAAUCCUAUAAUUUAUUAAUCCCGGGUUCGGAUGGAGAGUGCUUAUUUUCAUUCCGAUACGGAAGUUUCUGGAUUAAAGAGUUUCCAUGUGGGUGCUUUUGGCGAUAAAGGAUUUAUGCAAACGACAAUUAUAGUUUCUUGCGAAAUAGAUAUAUAUAUGUAAGAUAUGAAAUAAUUUGCUGUCGAUAGUGUUAUAAAAUACGCGAAUUAAUCUACGCAUUGUGCCAAAUCUAUUCUAUAUCGAAUACAAUGUAAGUUAUACAGUUAAAACCGUGUCUGCUUUUUAAAAACGUAAUGUCAUUAUUAAUGUAUAGGUCUCUCUCUCUCUCCUAUACAACCUAGACAUUGUUUCAUUUAAUUGGCUGAUGAAGUAUUCAUUGCUUUGUUCGUACGGAACAUGAAGGUUUACAGACUUUUUAUACGAAUAUCAUAUUGAUGGUAAAAGGGCGUAUGUAUAUGUAUAUCAUUGUUAAAAUGUCCGUGUUUGAAUAUUAUCACUUUAUCAUGAUGGUGCUGAAUGUACGAGGGACAAUUAGAAUAUCAUAUAUUGAAGAUAUCCUGUAGAUUUGGUUUUACAUUUUGUGAUUUCCAUGUUGAUUUAUUUCAAUACUGAUUGCAUGUAGCAAGAUAUAGGAUAUCAUUAUAAUCUUGGAAUUAUAUUAUGAAACUCUUCGAUUCUAUGUAGGAUGGUAAAAUUUAAAUAUAUGAAUAUCACACGGGCUGAUUGUUAUCCUUUUGAGAUUAUUAAAUAUAAACAUACUUAAAAAUAU